GACGGGCAUUGUGCGCCAUCUUGAACCGAAACGAAAUCACGGGUAGGUCCCGAUCGCGCUGAUCUCGUGCGUCUCAGCUCGCUCUCACUCCGCGCUCGUUCGCACUGUGCGCCCGCGAUCACCCGGCUGAGCUCGAGGACACGCCGUACCGAAGGCUCGAACCCGAAACGGAGGCGAUGAUGGCAGGGGUUGGUGGAGGCAAUGAUUUCCAGUGGUGCUUCUCCCAGGUGAAAGGAGCCAUAGACGAAGAUGUUGCAGAAGCGGACAUUAUAUCAACUGUUGAAUUUAACUAUUCGGGAGAGUUACUAGCCACAGGAGACAAAGGGGGAAGAGUCGUCAUAUUUCAGCGAGAACAGGAGAGUAAAAACCGGUCUCUCUCCAGAGGAGAAUAUAACGUGUACAGCACUUUUCAGAGUCAUGAACCGGAGUUUGAUUACUUGAAAAGUUUAGAAAUCGAGGAGAAGAUCAAUAAAAUCAGAUGGCUCCCACAACAGAACGCUGCACACUUUCUUCUGUCCACAAACGACAAAACCAUCAAACUAUGGAAGAUCAGCGAGCGAGACAAACGGGCGGAAGGAUAUAAUCUUAAAGAUGAAGAUGGAAGACUGAGAGAUCCAUUUAGAAUCACAUCGCUACGGGUCCCUGUCCUGAUGCCGAUGGACCUGAUGGUGGAGGCGAGCCCGCGCAGAAUAUUCGCAAACGCACACACAUAUCACAUCAACUCCAUUUCAGUAAAUAGUGAUUAUCAAACAUACCUUUCUGCAGACGACCUCAGAAUAAAUCUCUGGCAUUUAGAAAUCACAGAUAGAAGUUUUAACAUUGUAGAUAUAAAGCCGGCCAAUAUGGAGGAGCUGACGGAGGUGAUAACAGCGGCCGAGUGCCACCCGCAUCAGUGUAACGUCUUUGUGUACAGCAGCAGUAAGGGAACCAUCCGUCUGUGUGACAUGAGGGCGGCCGCGCUCUGCGAUAGACAUAGCAAAUUUUUCGAGGAGCCUGAAGACCCCAGUAGCCGGUCGUUCUUCUCUGAAAUCAUCUCCUCCAUAUCUGACGUCAAGUUCAGCCACAGCGGGCGAUACAUGAUGACUCGUGAUUACCUCUCCGUUAAAGUUUGGGACCUGAACAUGGAGAACCGGCCCGUGGAAACCUACCAGGUACACGAGUACCUACGUAGCAAGUUGUGCUCGCUCUACGAGAAUGACUGCAUUUUCGACAAAUUUGAGUGCUGUUGGAAUGGUUCAGACAGUGCCAUCAUGACGGGUUCCUACAACAACUUCUUCAGAAUGUUUGACAGGAACACGCGCAGGGACAUCACGCUGGAGGCUUCGAGGGAAAACAGUAAACCCCGUGCCAUGCUCAAACCGCGGAAGGUGUGCACCGGCGGCAAACGAAAGAAAGACGAAAUCAGCGUGGACAGUCUGGACUUCAACAAGAAGAUCCUUCACACCGCCUGGCACCCUAAGGAGAACGUCAUCGCUGUGGCCGCCACCAACAACCUGUAUAUAUUCCAGGACAAAAUGAAUUAAAAAAAGUGAUUCAAAAUAAAAAACGACAACAAAAAAAAUAAAAUCAAGAAUUAUCCCUGUCCCCGUUUCUCUCGGCGCAGGUCCGAGGACGCUCGAAAACACUUUGCAACGUUAAGCCUAGUCGUAAAUCUGUAUGAGAAAUAUGGCCCUAUUGUCCUCUCGAAGAAUGAGUUGAAGCACUUGUGUAAAGGGAGAUGAGACGGACCGCAUAUUUGGAAAAGCCCGUUAAUAAUUCACAACGACCCCUCCACACCAAACAACCCCGGGGGGUCGAUGUCAAGCGACCUACACCAAUGAGCAUUAGGAGGCCAGAAAUCACAAGUCCUACAUGUAUUCGUCUUCGGCUGAGUCUUAUGUUUUUAUGAUUUGACGACCAAAAGUAUGGAAACGCUCCACAGGACGAGUAACAAGUCUCGCUGUCAAAAUCGUAUGUAGUCAAUGUUCGACUUGAAAUUCAGACCUUGUGUGAAACAUCAUGUUUUGUUAAUGCCCGGUAACAUUCCUUCCCCUGGCCUACGUCUCAGGCCCUGUCUACCUUUUUAAGCACUUAAAACAGGUCUCCAUUUUGGUCAGUGGACAGUUGUUUUUACUUUUGUUCUGUUUUUAUUUUCUAUUGUUUUCUCAUGCAUAAUAUCUACUCACUGACUGUAUCUAUAUAUUGCCACUCAAUAAAAGUAACAUAACUACAGAGAGAAAGUGUUUUUACAUUACGAGCAGGUAUGUAUGGGUUUUAUGUUCUUCGUUCGCAUGUAAUCUGCAUUUGUAGAUCUGGAGAGUGAAAAUGUGAACCCGGACUGCUGAAGCCAGACUGGAAAUGUUAUAGAGGAAUUCCAGAAAAACAAAAUGUGUAGUGUAUAAAGAUGAAUUAAAAACUUGGUUAUUAAAAAUUAGGCAAUGCGAAAGGCAAAAAGCAGAAUAGGAAAGGGAAUUCCUCUGUAACGUGCCGGUCGGGAAGCAAAUCUGCAUAUUGUAGUACUUGAACUUGCGGUUGCACUGUUAGAAUGAGGACAUUGGCCAUGAUAAGUGUCAGUAUUGUUGUCUGGUUUGCAUUUUAGAUCAUGUUUUUUAUUUUGUUUUUGUUACAGUUAUGUCUUUCUUUAUUUUGUAAAGGGAUUCUACCGCCUUAUGAAUUACCUCGAAGACUAGAUCUCAAUAUUCCCAGCGCUUACCCACAAUACUCAUCUCCCUACGUGCUUUUCUUUUUUUAGCACUUCAUUGUCCGUUUAUGUGCUGCUACGGUUCUGCGGCUUAGUAUUUGGACACUAAUAGAGACAUCACACGGUCAACGUUGACCGGCGUAGAACACUCAGAUCAAACACGAUGUGUUGAGUGCCUCUUUAAGACAGUACUGACUUCCCUCCAGUCAAGCGAAGAUGAACACCGAUCACGUGCUGAUUUUGAGAUGCUCCUAGUUCAAUUCCUGUGCAAAUGUAAAGGAUUUGUGCAGAAAUGUGAUCUGGUUUCUCCCGCAUCAGUACUUGGUUUAAGGAAAGCAGUGAUGACAAACUGAAGGCUGCUGAAUUUUGACAUGCAGCAGCUAAAUGUCAAAAUGACAAACGUUAACUUGACGGUUAUAAAGUACAAAGUUAUUGUAAAGCUGAUUGUGAUGCUCUUGAAAUCUGGGAACUCGCGGGUCGGAUGAGAACUCUCAGACCGUGAUCCUUGUUAAAUGAUGAUGAUGCUAACAUUGUGAAAGUGUACACUUGUUUGAUUAUUUUUGACCAAAGUUAAAUAAACUUUUAAUUGUGUUUAUCUGAAAACAG
This is a messenger RNA of Triplophysa rosa, 3286 nucleotides long. It is a transcript of the gene ppp2r2d, whose product is annotated as protein phosphatase 2, regulatory subunit B, delta. NCBI's taxonomy places the organism in Eukaryota, Metazoa, Chordata, Actinopteri, Cypriniformes, Nemacheilidae. Gene Ontology annotation, molecular function: protein phosphatase regulator activity; protein binding. The transcript has 10 exons. Gene Ontology annotation, biological process: peptidyl-serine dephosphorylation. Gene Ontology annotation, cellular component: protein phosphatase type 2A complex; cytosol. Bases 177 to 1523 code for a protein of 448 amino acids. The record is from RefSeq and is a predicted model, not a curated record.